AUGAAGUUGAAUUAUACAACGAAUCAUCGAACUAAUGUUAUUUAUUCUAAAUUAAUAUCUUCACAAUGUUUGAACUCACAAUUCAAUAUAUGUCGAAUAAUAUCGAAAUCAAAAUUUUCAGACGUUUUUUCUUUUCAAAAUAAUCACUUAUCUCCAUUCUCGACAUCUAGAAUAUUAUCGCGUCAUGCGAGUAAAUCUUCUAAUAAUUAUUCUCCAAAUUCACCACCAAUUAACCUUUUAGCACCGCAGAAACAUAAUAUAAUAAAUAAUUUAUCCAAAGUUAUACACAAUACAUUUUCGGAACAGAGAGAACACAGAGAGCUUAGAGAACGACAGUCAUUAAAAGGAAGUUUAUUAUUUGAAGAAGCGUUAGGACUUAAACUAAACUGGAAUAAAGAUUUAUUGUCUGAUUUAUUACUUCGAUUUAAAACUUCACAUGAAAUUAAGAAAAAAUCUUUAGAGUUGGGGUUGCCACUUCAUAAGUUUAAAAAAGUAAUCAAACAAUUUGCUGACGAAGUUUGGAAUAACAAACUUCAAAGGUGUAAGACUGAAGAUUUACGUGCUGCUUAUGACGCUAAUGGGAAAGAGGGUGUUAAAAAAGCUUUAACAAGUGUAUUUUUAGAGUAUAUACCAGAAUAUUUGGAAGAGCAGGAUAAAGAAAAAUAUCAUUCAUUGAAACAAUUAAGUGAUUUGAGUUUUCCUGCAGAAUGGCAUCCGGCCGCAAGAACUAUGCAACGUAAAAUCAUCAUGCAUGUUGGUCCUACGAAUUCAGGGAAAACCUAUAACGCAUUGAAAUGUUUAGAAAAGGCUGAAUCGGGCAUAUAUUGUGGACCCCUAAGAUUACUUGCUCAUGAAAUCUUUGAUAGAAUGAAUAGCAAAAGUAUCCCAUGUAACCUUGUAACGGGAGAGGAAAGGAGGGAAUUAAAAGGAUGUGAUGUUCGGUUAACCUCUUCAACUAUAGAGAUGGCCAAUUUAAAUAAUCAAUUAGAUGUAGCUGUGAUUGAUGAGAUUCAAAUGAUUUCUGAUCAGCAAAGAGGUUGGGCGUGGACUCAAGCAUUAUUAGGUUUACAAGCAAAAGAAAUUCAUUUAUGUGGAGAGGCUUCAGCUGUCAAAUUAGUGAAAUCAGUAUGUGCUAGUUUAAAUGAAGAUGUUGAGGUAAGAGAGUAUCGUAGACUUUCGAAACUUGUUGUGGCCGACGAAAGCCUUAACGGCGAUCUAGGGAAAAUUCAAAAAGGAGAUUGUGUGGUGACAUUUUCUAGAAAGGCCAUUUUUGGUCUUAAAAACGAAAUUGAACAAGUUACAGGUCUUAGAUGUGCUGUCGUUUACGGAGCUUUACCUCCAGAAACUAGAGCCAUGCAAGCUAAACUGUUCAAUGAUCCUAAUAGUGGAUAUGAUGUUUUGAUUGCUAGUGAUGCGGUUGGAAUGGGCUUAAAUCUUAAUAUCCGUCGAAUUAUCUUUGAGACUGUAAAGAAAUUUGAUGGCAAGGAAAUCAGAUAUAUUUCGAUUCCACAAAUUAAACAAAUCGCCGGACGAGCUGGGCGAUAUGGUUUUGAUAAUCCAAUCGGUGAAGUUACUGCAUUGGAACCCCAAGACAUGAGAUAUGUACAAAAAGCCAUGCAAACACCUUCUAUUGAAUUAGAGGUUGCUGGAUUACAACCUACUAUGGAGAUGGUUGAACAAUUUGCUCAUCAACUAUCUGGUAUCGAACAAUUUGAAAAACUCUUGGAAAAAUUUGAAGAUUUAGCUCGAGUUGAUGGUCAAUUCUUCUUGUGUAAUUUCGAUUCUCAAAAAAUAAUCGCCAAGUCGAUUGAACAUGUUGAUUUGACUAUACCAGAACGUUUCAUUUUUGCAACGUCGCCUAUAAAUUCAUCAGAUCCAAAACUCAUGCUAGUUAUUAAAAAGCUCGCGAAAUAUCAUAGUGACCACAUACCCGUCUCACUUGGUUCAAUCUUGCAUCUUGAUGCCAAAGUACCACGGGACAUACAAUCUUUAUCUUACAUUGAAUCGAAACAUCGUGUCAUCAUGUUAUAUUUAUGGCUAAGUUAUCGAUUUCCCGAAACAUUCUUGAAUAUCGAAGAAGCACUUGAAAUGAAAACAAGAUGUGAGGCGUUAAUUCAUGAAUCAUUACAAUCAUUGAAAUUCUCAAGAAAUCGACAUCGCAUAACAAAAUCAGAUGUUAAAAAGAUGAGUAAGACAUUUAAUCAAUCUCAAGAACGACAGUUAGCUCGAGAACAUAAAUCUAAAUAUCCUAAAAGGAUAAGAAAUUACGAAAAGAGGACGGAAGAAAGGUAUUCCCUUCCAGGUCCUAUCCCUUUACCAUUCAUAGGAAAUUUACAUCAAAUCGGUAUUAAAUUUGAUAAAUUCGCUAAUGGACAAACGAGAAAGCACGGUGAUUUUUGGGAAUUUUUCAUAGGGAAUCAAAGGAAUGUUGUCAUAUCACGACCAAAUUUAAUACAAGAAUUAUGUAAGGAAAACAAUUCAAUAAAUUAUUUUACAAAGUAUAAAGAUAUUAAGUUAGAUUCGAUGAAUAUUAUUAUCAAUUAUGGAGUUAUAUUUAAUAAUAAUUAUGAGAAAUGGAAAUAUUAUAGGAAAUUUUUUGAGAAAUCCGUUUGUUCCAUGAGAUUUUUAAGGGGACUCUCGAAAUCCAUUCAACAUAUUUUUAAUGACGUAGAAUUUAAUUGGAAUAAACAAUUACAACAAAGGCAACAACAGAAGAUAAAUGAUGAUUUGAUCCCAUUGGAUUUAUCGGUUUGGAGUAGAUAUUUUUUAACUGAUAUAAUCUUAUCAACCUCAACGAAGAGUUCCUCAAAUAAUUUACCAGGGUUCAAAGGUUUAUCAGAAACGUUUAAAAGAAAUAAUAAUUGGUUAUUUUAUAAUUUAUUAGAAAUUAUUAAACAAAGGAGGAAUGAGAUCGCUUUAUUGAAGGAAAAGGAACCUAUCGAUUCAUCAGAUUUACUGGAUAUUUUGUUGACCAUAAAUACUCCACGUGAUCCCAAUGGAUUUGAUGGGGGAUUGGAUCAAAAUGAUAAAAAUAAUAAGCCAAUGUCCGAUAAUGAAAUUCUUGCCAUUAUAUUGGACAUCGAUAUUGGUGGUCGCGAUCCGACUGCAAGUACAUUUUGCUUUACGGUGUAUAAUAUUUGCAAACACCCUAAAGUGUUGCAAAAAUUUCGCGAAGAAAUUGUUGAUGUAUUGGGUACCGAUUUCUUACGACCAAUACUUUUCGAAGAUUUAAGUAAAUUCAAAUAUCUCGAAGCUGUAAUUAAAGAGACUCAAAGAAUCAUCCCAUUAAAUCCAUUAAUACCACUUCAAUCACAUAAUAAAAUAUCACUUAAUGGACAUAUGAUAGAGAAGGAUACCCCGAUAUGUCCUGCCAAAGUAAUGUACUUUGGUAUAAAUCAUUCUUUUAAUUUAAAGGUCAAUAUAAAAAAGAGAGAAAAAUUUUAUUGA
Molecule: messenger RNA, 3447 nt
Organism: Funneliformis mosseae
Lineage: Eukaryota; Fungi; Glomeromycota; Glomeromycetes; Glomerales; Glomeraceae
Source: the annotation of a GenBank genome assembly